This is a messenger RNA of Triticum turgidum subsp. durum (durum wheat), 261 nucleotides long. The record is from the annotation of a GenBank genome assembly. Lineage: Eukaryota; Viridiplantae; Streptophyta; Magnoliopsida; Poales; Poaceae.
AUGGCGCCGCAGAAGGUGGUUGUGAAGGUCUCUUCUAUGAGCGACGAGAGGGUGAAGCAGAAAGCCAUGGAAACCGUUGCGGACAUCUAUGGUAUCGAUUCGAUAGCCGCGGACCACAAGGAUCAGAAGAUGAUGGUGAUAGGUGAUAUGGACAGCGUCGUGAUCGCCAAGAAGCUGAGGAAGUUUGGGAGGAUCGAUAUCCUCUCCGUUGGGCCGGCGAAAGAGGAGAAGAAGGAUGAUAAGAAAGGGGAGAAGAAGUGA